AUGCGGCAGGAAGCCGGCAAGAGUGUGAAGGACGUCACCGUUCCAAGUGCGAACGAUUUCGGAUCGCAACCGAGUAACCAGUUCGCCUCGCCACCUUCGCCAAACGAUUUCGCCGCAGUGAAGGAUUUCACGGCUGGGGUCGCUGCAGGGGUGGCUCUCGUCGUCACGGGACAUCCGUUUGAUACCGUCAAGGUCAAGCUGCAAGCCAGCAACGUCAGUAACGGCGCGUCGUCCGCGUCGCAAGCGUCGCUAGGGGCUCCGCGGUAUCGCUCGGCAUGGCAGUGCACGUCGCACAUUCUCCGCACUGAAGGGAUCCCCGGCCUAUACCGCGGUGCCACGUCAUCCUUCAUCGGCGUCGCAGUGGAGAGCUCCCUGCUGUUUGGCUCGUACACUCAAAUAAAGACCGCCCUCCAGAACGGGGAGCGGUCGGCACCCACAGCAGGCACGGUGGCGGCAGCAGCAGGGCUGGCGGGCGGGCUUAUCAGCUUCGUGCUCUGCCCCACGGAGCUUGUCAAGUGUCGCCUGCAAGUGCAAGCCCAGUCUCCAGCUCUCUCACCCGCCGCUUCCGUAUAUACUGCAGCGGCGGCGGCGGCAACAGCAGGAGCAGCACCAACAGCAGCGGCGGCAGCGGGUGCCUCUAAAGGCCUGGCAGCAACAGCACUGAGGGAGUCGCUGGGCAACAUCGGCUUCUUCCUCACCUACGAGGCCAUCAAGCACCGCCUCCUCCCCGCCCUCGCCCCUUCCUCCCCCUCGCACUCCUCUUCCGCCGCUUCUUCCUCCUCCGCCUCCUCGGACCUCUCAGUUGAAAUUGUGCAAGAAGGGUCAAGCCAAGUCAGACAGGGAUUGAGGAGACGAGAUCUGGCGGAAGGGAGAGGGGGCGAAGGGGAAGGGGUGUCGGGGGGAAGGGAGGCUGUGGGAACGGGCGGGGCGAAUGAGUGGCAGAGAGUCGCAGCUGAGGCUGCCACUGCCAUUGCCAGUGGGGGGAUAGCGGGCAUCGUGUUCUGGUCCGCAGUGUUGCCAUUUGACGUCAUCAAGACACGCAUCCAGACAGCAGACGCUUCAGCAUCACCCGAGUCGCUGCGCAUGCUCAGCCAGUGCAAAGCUGUGAGUGCUCUGAUCAACCUGGACACUUGGUUGAUGGCUCUCUUUGCUGCCCUGGCAUGCUGCCUCUCUCUCUCUCUGCCCUGCCUUGGUCAAUGA
Messenger RNA from Closterium sp. Naga37s-1, 1200 nucleotides. Lineage: Eukaryota; Viridiplantae; Streptophyta; Zygnematophyceae; Desmidiales; Closteriaceae. The record is from the annotation of a GenBank genome assembly.